AUGUUGACAAGUAUUUUCCUCGUUCUUUGUUUAUUUCACUGUCAUUUUAAACAUUAUCAUGCUGAAGCAUCUCGUAUGUUCAAUAUUGAACAAGACAAAAGAGAAUUGGGCAUACGAUUUAAACAAGCUAUUACUGAUGUUAUGAAAAAACUUGAUGAUCUUAGUAUUACUUGUCCACCGAGUAGUUUUUUCUAUAAUGGUUCUUGUUAUUUUUAUUUGCCACCGAAACAAAUUGAUAAUUUAAAAGGAAUUGGAUUUGGUGAUGUAUCAGUUGAUGAAGGUUCAUUAAUUUACAGUUAUGGAUUUUUAUUUUUAUUUAUAUCAAUAUUUUAUAUUCUUUCUCGUUAUAUAUUUUAUUCAUUAAUUAUUUUGGAAUUUAUAUCUAAAUUAUUAUUACCAAUGAUAAUAUUCUUUUUAUUUCAAUUAUUAUUUGUACGUCUUUUAUGUAAAUUAUUAUUUAUACAAAAUAAUCAUUUACUUGCAUUACGUAAUCUUCGUCUUUAUUAUACAUUUUCAUAUUUUAGUUUUUUUUUCGAUUGUUUUCUUGGUUUUAUAAUGUGUUUAUCACGAAUAACAAAAGGAAUUUUUUGUACAUUAAUCUUUUUUGCACGUCUUGAUUAUUCAGCAUAUGGACGAGGUUUAGAAAUGUAUGAUUCAUCAUAUGCAUCUUAUGUUAGUUUUUUUCAUAUUGAAAGAAAUCAACGACAUCCUGUUUUAAAUGUAUUUAUUGAUAUUAUAAGACAACGUCUUAUUGAUAUAAGAAAAUUAAAAUUAAAAUUAACAAUGGAAAAUAUAAAUCAAACAUAUGAAAAUGAAAAAUUAUCUCAAUUAAGACGUUUUCGUUGGGCAUUAGCAUAUACAUUAAUUCAUAAUGAACAAUUAAAACGUUAUAGAAAACAUCGAUUAUGUUCUACAAAAAUUAAUCAAUCAAAAACAUUAGAACGUAUAUUUGAUAAAAUUGGUUUAUCACAAACAUUACCAAGAAAAUUUUAA
This is a messenger RNA of Rotaria sp. Silwood2, 993 nucleotides long. The record is from the annotation of a GenBank genome assembly. NCBI's taxonomy places the organism in Eukaryota, Metazoa, Rotifera, Eurotatoria, Philodinida, Philodinidae.